CGGUUCCGGCUCCCACAAUGCCUCUGCUCCUCUCGCGCUUGACCCAUCUUGUCAAAAUGGCGUUGUCCGUAGUGGGCGACUGGAGUUAGUUCGUGUUAUUUACAGGUAUUUACUGAAUUACAGAGCCGCGAUCGCUCCCACAGAAUGGCGACCCUGGACCAGAAGUCUCCCAACGUGCUCCUCCAGAGCCUCUGCUGCAGGAUCACGGGGAAAAGCGAAGCUGAAGUCGCCCACCAGUUCCAAUACGCAGUGCGAGUCAUUGGCAGUAACUACGCCCCCACUAUCGAGCGAGAUGAGUUCCUGGUUUCGGAGAAGAUCAAGAAAGAGCUGUUGAAGCAGAGGAGAGAAGCCGACGCCGCUCUGUUCUCAGAGCUGCACAGGAAACUCCAGACGCAGAGUGUCCUGAAACAUCGCUGGUCCGUCCUCUACCUGCUGCUCAGCCUCUCUGAAGACCCCCGCAAACCGUCCGGCAGGGUUGGAAACUAUGGCGCCCUCUUCGCUCAGGCUCUCCCCCGAGACGCCCACUCCACCCCGUUCUACUGCACCCGUCCUCAGAGCCUCGCUCUGGGCUACAGUGACAGAACCGCCGCUCUGUCGGGCAGCGUGGGCACCAGCGGCAUCUCCAGCCUGGGCGUGUACACACUGAACGGACCCACGGCCACGCCGCAGUCCCUCCUGGCUGGUCAACCUCAGUCUGCAGCAGCCGGCGCUCAGCCUCUGGGAUCUCGCUUGGCCUGGACUCUUCCCGUCAGUUGCUCCCCGUCCUCGGCUCUGGCUCUUCCCGCCACUCGACUGCCGCUUGGAGCCGCAGGGCCCGCCAGCAGAGCGCUCCAACCUCGCAGAGACGGAGAGGUGAGCGAGGCGGCGCUGGUGCGGGACAUCCUCUACGUCUUCCAGGGAAUCGAUGGCAAGUUCAUCAAGAUGAGCGCCCCGGAGAACUGCUACAAAAUAGACGGCAAGGUGGUGCUGUGCAAGUCCCUCAGAGACACCAGCAGCCGCCUGGCCGAGCUCGGCUGGCUCCACAACAAAGUCAGGAAGUACACGGACGCCCGGAGCCUGGACCGGGCCUUUGGACUGGUGGGACAGAGCUUCUGCGCCUCUCUGCACCAGGAGCUGAAGGAGUACUACAGGCUGCUGUCUGUGCUGCACUCACAGCUGCAGGUGGAGGACGAGCAGGGGGUCACAGUGUGCUCAGAGGGCAAUCUAACCCUCAGGCGGCUCCUUGUCUGGACGUACGACCCCAAAGUUCGACUCAAAACGCUGGCCGCCCUCGUCGACUACUGCCAAGGUCGUAAAGGAGGCGAGCUGGCCUCGGCCGUGCACUCGUACGGGAAGACGGGAGACCCUCAGAUGAGAGCGCUGGUGCAGCACAUCCUCAGCCUGGUGUCGAACCCCAUCCUCAACUUCCUGUACCGGUGGAUCUACGACGGAGAGCUGGAGGACACCUACCACGAGUUCUUUGUAGCAUCAGACCCCAACGUGAAGACAGACCGCCUGUGGCACGACAAGUACUCCCUCAGGAAGUCCAUGAUCCCCACCUUCAUCACCAUGGACCAGGCCCGCAAGGUCCUGCUGAUCGGUAAAUCCAUCAACUUCCUGCAUCAGGUCUGCCACGACAGAACGCCGCCGGGAAAAAUCACGGCGGCGGCGUCCAAAUCUGCAGACACGACCAAAGAUGCUGCAGAGCUGCUGUCCGACCUGGAGGGGGCGUUCCAGGAGAAGAUCGACGCCGCUUACUUCGACACCAGCAAAUACCUGCUGGACGUCCUCAACCGCAACUACCUGCUGCUGGAGCACCUGCAGGCCAUGAGGAGAUACCUGCUGCUGGGCCAGGGGGACUUCAUCAGACAUCUCAUGGACCUGCUCAAGCCAGAGCUGGUGCGUCCUGCUACGACUUUGUACCAACACAACCUGACGGGGAUCUUAGAGACGGCGGUGAGAGCCACGAACGCUCAGUAUGACAACGCAGAGAUCCUGAAGAGGCUGGAUGUCCGCCUCCUCGAGGUGUCUCCAGGUGAUACCGGCUGGGACGUGUUCAGUCUGGACUACCACGUGGACGGACCCAUCGCCACGGUGUUUACAAGGGAGUGCAUGGGUCAUUACCUGCGUGUGUUCAACUUCCUGUGGAGGGCAAAGAGAAUGGAGUACACGCUGACCGACAUCUGGAAGGGACAGAUGUGUAACGCCAAGCUGCUCAAGACGAUGCCUGAGCUGUCCAGCGUCCUGCAUCAGUGUCACAUCCUGGCCUCAGAGAUGGUCCACUUCAUCCAUCAGAUGCAGUACUACAUCACCUUUGAGGUGCUGGAGUGCUCCUGGGACGAGCUGUGGAACAAAGUGCAGCAGGCUCAGGACCUCGACCACAUCAUCGCUGCUCAUGAAGUCUUCCUGGACACCAUCAUCUCCAGAUGUCUGCUGGACAACAACAGCAGGUCCCUCCUGAACCAGCUGAGAGCCAUCUUUGAUCAGAUCAUCGCGUUCCAGAGCGCCCAGGACUCGCUCUACCGCUCAGCUCUGGAGGAGCUCGCCCUCAGGCUGCAGUUUGAGGAGAAGAAGAAACAAAGAGAGGAGGAGGGCGAGUGGGGCGUCACCGCCGAGCAGGAAGCCGAGGAGAAGAAGAGGAUCCAGGAGUUCCAGGAGAUCGUCCCAAAGAUGCGCUCUCAGCUCCGCAUCCUCACCCACUGCUACCAGAGCAUCGUGCAGCAGUUCCUGGUGCUGCUGAUGACCAGCACGGAUGAGAGUCUGCGCUUCCUCAGCUUCAGGCUGGACUUCAAUGAACACUACAGGGCCAGAGAGCCGAGGCUGCGGGCUUCUCUGGGCACCACCAGAGGGCGACGACUGUCAAACAUCUGACGUGCCGGCUGUAGCAUCGACAGGACGAGGAUCUCACUCAUUGGAGCGCGGGGUAUGACAUCACAGAGGAAGGCCGGCUUGCAGACUUCCUGCUCUACGAUGAUGUCAUGCCUCAGAGGAGCGAUCUCACGGCGCUCGCAGCAGAAUUAAUCUUUCGACAUGGACUCUGAGAGAACUCUGCAGACGUGAGGAGAGAAUAAAAGCUGCUCACACAGCGCCACGUCACAUGGCAUGCCUUAUCCCGAGACAAACACAUGCUCAGCGUGGUCGCCAAAUCUAGUCCUGACCGUAGACUGCACACGAGAGGUGGACAUAGCCUCUGAGAUACCAGUGACUUAAUUUAAGCCUCCAGUUCAGCUUCCUGUCUGGUGUUUAUUUAGGUGUGUCUUUAAGUUCAACAAAACUCUUCACACAACACUUUUCAGGAAGCUGUAGCACCAAUUAACCAAUCACGCGUAGCCAUGCCUUGAUUUAUCGCCUAUCUGACUCCCUAUUGGAUCAUAGUCUGCAAAUAAACAUCAUAAAAAUGAGUGUUUGAGACUUUUGAAGCAGGAAGUCUCAGAAAACAUCUGUAGCUCUCUUCUCAGAGUCUUUUAGUCAGAUUUAACCUUUCACGAGACACAUACAGGGUUGAACUUGUAGCCCCGCCCUCAAUCUUUCCUCUCCGUGUGGUCCAUGUGACUUUAAACAUGACUUAAAGUUAUGAUUUUAACAUCAAGAUGACUUUAAAGUAAGGAUUUAGAGCACAAAGGAGUCGCCCCCUGCAGGUUUAAGACGCUGCGUCCACUUUUUGUGCAGUGUACGGUUCAGAAACAUCAAAUGUAUGUAAAUAGAGUUUAUGCAAAAAGUGUGUGUGUUUGCAUCUGUACACAUCGACACGUGUGGCUUUGCAUCGUAUUGCGAUGGUUCAACCGAUGAGUGAUGUUUUUUUUGUUUUUGUAGCGUUGAAUAAAAAGUUAAACUUGAAGCAGAAAGCAGAAACCGACCGGAGUCUUGACGUAAACGUGAAUAUCGCUCCUCGCUCUCCUCCUUUGAAGUGCAGGGUGUUAUAGCGUCAGGUCAGCUGUCCAAUCACAAUCACACACGCAGACAAUUCAGCUUCCAGAGACGUGAACUUCUCUCAUGCAGACGGAGGCGCUCCCUCGUUCUCGUUCAUUCGGAUCAGAGUGUUUUGUUGACAUCUAACAGGAUCAUUUCAUAUCUUAAGUGUCUGACAAAGUCGCAGAGAAAAGAAUCAGCUGUUGCAUCGCUCUCUUUAAAUCCACCAGACUCCUCGGGUGCUGGAGAAGCCACCCUUGAUCAGUUAGCUUGUUUUUGUUAUUAUGAGACUCUGCUGAUUUAGACGGGGGAUUAUAAUCCUGCAAAAGACUGACAACUUCUGUGUUCUGCACGGUUCAAUCGCUGCUUUGUUGCCUUCGAAGAGGCGAUGCAACAUCUGUUUCUGUUUUAGAAAUACAGAUCUUAAAGCUCCAUCUCUGCAGGGAGACACGCGUCAGACUCUUAAUCAGAAAGCACACCAUGUCCGGAUGAGAAGAAGAAUCCCCCUCGUGCUUCUAUGUCUGCAUGAGAGAAAGAUCACAUCGUAGAAACAAUCCUCGCAACAACCACGACAACCUCACAGCAUAAACAGGAACCAUGAAUAUUCAGAUGUGUCUUUAUAAAUUGUAAAUAUUCCUACGUGUUCAGAGAAUGUAACAUAACAUAUAUUCACUCUGGUGGUUAAAGAGCGAGGCGGAGAGGUUAAAUCGAGUCUCAAACGAUGCAAUCAGUGGGAGUCUCCCCCUGCUGGCCGUUAAAGGGAAUGCAUCUACACACAAUCCUUUACGCAGACCUUCAGAUUUCAGCUGUUCUUCCUCUCAGAUAAUCUUUGAAUCUUUGCUGCUGCAGUCAGACAUUCAUAUUUGCUGGAUUCUGUCGGCGUUGACGAUCUGAAAGCUUCUGUGUUAGCAUCGAUCUUACCUUGACAGAGCGCUGAUCCCGGGGCGGGGAGCACGUGUUUCUGAAAGCAGAAAAAUCAAACAAACGUCACACAUUGGUCAGAAUCAUCAGCAUUUCCUGAGACAUGAAUCUUAAUGGUGGAGUUUCAGGAGCAGAUAUCUUUGAUUUAAUCCAUGAAACAAACUGGUGCUGGAUUUGGUCACAUGACCUGCUGUCUGAUAAUUACCCCCCUCAUGAACUCCAGUGACAUAAAGUGAAACUAAACCUGGCUCUGCCCUCCUCCUGUGUCCGUCUGUCCUCCACGUUGUAUAGCACAUAAUGUACAGAAUCCAGGGGAAACCAACCAUCCUGCUUCUUCUUUAAUAAUAAAAUGUUUUUUAUAUUA
This is a messenger RNA of Notolabrus celidotus (New Zealand spotty), 5173 nucleotides long. It is a transcript of the gene tubgcp3, whose product is annotated as tubulin, gamma complex associated protein 3. Gene Ontology annotation, biological process: cytoplasmic microtubule organization; spindle assembly; mitotic cell cycle. The coding region runs from base 145 to 2850 and encodes 901 amino acids. The record is from RefSeq and is a predicted model, not a curated record. Lineage: Eukaryota; Metazoa; Chordata; Actinopteri; Labriformes; Labridae. The transcript is spliced from 23 exons. Gene Ontology annotation, cellular component: equatorial microtubule organizing center; gamma-tubulin small complex; spindle pole. Gene Ontology annotation, molecular function: microtubule minus-end binding; gamma-tubulin binding.